Molecule: messenger RNA, 3037 nt
Organism: Cinclus cinclus
Lineage: Eukaryota; Metazoa; Chordata; Aves; Passeriformes; Cinclidae
Product: C-C chemokine receptor type 8-like
Exons: 4
Coding region: 629-1762 (377 amino acids)
Biological process (GO): G protein-coupled receptor signaling pathway; immune response; chemotaxis
Cellular component (GO): membrane
Molecular function (GO): chemokine receptor activity
Source: RefSeq, a predicted model, not a curated record
GGAGCAAGUUAUGGGUUUGGCAAGUUGCUUUUCUAAGAAUUGCCAUGCCUCGGCCAAAUAAGGAAUGACAUGUCCAGAAUGUCAUUUCCUAGGAAGAAAACCCUGUGUGCAGCAGUAGCCAUUCUGCACAAACCACUUCUUUUCCUGCGCUCACUUUGCCUCAUGGCAGCCCUGGAAGAAAGAGAGAAUAUACUUCUCUGAGAAAAUGUAAUGCAGAGGCUAGCAAAAGCACUUCGUUACAGACUCCCUCUUCCCUUUGGCAAGCUCUUCACUUGUUAACCAGUUCCCUCCCUGGCUGCUAUUGCACACUGUUUCUGAAUCACAGAGGCACUACCAAUAUCACCAAUGGGUUCAGCUUCAGCCAGCAGCAGGGCCAUCUUGGAGUCGACUGGAACUGGCUACUACCACCACUGGGGCAGAUUCUGGCACCUUCUCACAUAAGGCAGCCUUGCAGCCCCCUUGCUACCAAAACCUUUCCGUGUAAACCUAAUGCAUCAUCACCUGUUAUACAAUUGAUUAUAUAAGGAAGCUGUCUGGGAUAUACGUGUCAUUUUGAAAAAGCUCCUUUGGCUAUUUCUUUUGGCUUGUUUCUGGCUGUUCUGGAUGGGACUAGACACAGUGUUGGAUUAUGGAACAGAAUUUGACAUACCUCCUGGGCGGCCAUGGCUCUGAUGACAUAUUGGUGAGUUACACAUCACCAACCCCUAACUCCCCUGCAGCCUAUGAAUAUGCCUUCGACUACUCAGAACUACACAUCCUCUGCCAUCCUGAAAGUAUUCUGGUAUUUGCAUCUACCUUAUUUCCAGUGCUGUACUCCAUACUGUUUGUGGCAGGCCUUGUGGGAAAUGCUUUGGUUGUUUGGAUUCUGACAGCCUUCAUGAAAAUCAAGACCAUGACUGACGUGUAUCUGCUGAAUCUGACUGUCUCCGAUCUCCUCUUGGUAUUCUCCCUGCCCUUCUUGGUUCAGUACUCCAUUGUGAGCCAGUGGACUUUUGGAAAUGCACUGUGUAAAAUCAUCAGCUCAGUUUACUUCAUUGGUUUCUACAGCAAUGUCUUCUUCAUAACCAUCAUGAGCAUCGACAGGUACUUGGCCAUAGUCCACUCUCUCCAUGUUCAAGGGAUUCGGACAACUGCCAUUGGGUUUAUCACCAGUCUGGUUGUUUGGACAGUUGCCAUUUUAGCAUCAAUACCAGACUUACUUUUUUUCCAGGAAGUAAAUGACAAUAACCAGCUUAAGUGCCUCACUCACUAUCCUGAUGGCAAUAACAGCUGGAAGACUUUCAGUAAUUUUGAAGUCAACAUCCUGGGGUGGCUAAUCCCUGUUAUUGUCUUAAUUUUUUGCUAUCACAGCAUCUUGAAAAACCUGCAGAAGUGCCAUACCAAGAACAAGUACAAAGCAAUAAAACUGGUUUUUAUUGUUGUCAUUGUGUUCUUUCUCUCCUGGACCCCUGUCAAUAUUGUGCUGUUUUUGGACUCUUUGAGGAACAUGUCCAUCAUUGAUGACUGCCAGACACAGCAAAGGCUAGACCUAGCUGUGGAGCUCACUGAGGCACUCUCCUUUGUCCACUGCUGCCUCAACCCAGUCAUCUAUGCUUUUGUGGGUGAGAAGUUCAAGAAGCAUCUCCGUGAUGCUUUCAAAAAAUCUGCAUGUUUUCUGUUGAACUGCAAAGGCUACAGGGCUUUCAGUGGGCGCAGCCUGGACAAGCACUCCUCUCUGCACACAAAGUCCUCACAGUUGUCUUCUUUUGGCACUUUGUUGUAGAACUGCAAGUCCAAAACUAUCAUCCUGGACAGGUGACAUAAAAUUGAGAAAUCCUCAACUGGACAUCCACAGCCAUGGACUGUUUGAGCAAUCUUUUAGGACAUGAAAAGUGGAAAAAAAAGUGUUUUUGCUUUUAUUGUGGUUGCUUUUGGUGUUCUCACUUUUUAGAGGUUUGUUUUCUGUUUGUUCUUUUUUUUUUUUUUAAAUCAUCCUUCCUUUCCCUAGGCACAUCCCACCUUGCUUGCUUUGUGAAAUUACCAGCAGAUUCCCACACUGCCAGAGCAGCAGAGAGAGGUACCUUAGAAACAUAUCCUCCCCGCUUCAGACUCAGUACUAAAAGGAACUGUUUAUGUUUCCAAACCCUAGACACUUGGCCAUUCUUUCCCCCAUCUCAGCAGUAUGUGUGGGCUUUGUGAGUAGGGAUGGAAGUCUCAGCAGGAGUAGGAACCUGCUCUUUGGAGGGAAACGGUGUCCAAGAUUAAGGGGUCAUGCCAGGGCCUUGCUCCCAGUUGACAGAUCUGAACAAUGCUUCCAGCCCCAGAAGAGCUUAGUGAAUGAGAAAUUGGAUAAGCAACCAAGAAAUAAAUGCUGCCCAUGUGUUUUGGUAAAAUCGGUGUGAAUUAAUAUUUAGGUAUUAUCCUGACUCCCCAUCUGCUACCAGGGCCUGUAGCUUCUUGGCUGGAAGGGUUUGAAGCUGUAGCUUACAAAUGAUGCUGUGGAUGUCAAGGAACAGCCCCUAUGGGAAUGAACGAGUGAUGUAGAAAUGGAUGGAAAAAUUGUUACCAGGAAAAGGGCUGAAGAGCGGAAAAAGUAGUGGGUGUGAGCUGUCACAUGUCCCCUUCAGGGGACUUUCUGAACAUUUUUGAACUUUUUGAAUUGGCAGCUGGUGUGCCACUGUGGUCACUGCUCUUGAGCAGGCAGCUGGGGUUGACAUUCCAGUUACUGUUCCAACUUGGAAUGACUGAUUUUAUGUAUGUGAAUGGCUACCCAUUUGUACAGAUGUAUCUAUUUGUGUCUAUAUAUAUAGAGGUAUGUACAUAUUCGUGCAUAUCUAUACUUGCCCAUGUGUGUUUAUAUACACAAAUACACACAUACCCGUAUUUAUACAUACAUAUACUUUUAUAUGUACAAAUAUUGUUAGAUAAAUGUAAUGGUUUUCUGAAGCUUUUUGUUCUCUUUUAUUUGUCCCUACAAGAUAUCGCCAUAUUUUAAGUUUUAUAAUAAAGAUACUGUGUACAGUAUAAUUGCACAGUCUUUACACCUGAGGAGCAUGUU